Molecule: messenger RNA, 1566 nt
Organism: Botrytis fragariae
Lineage: Eukaryota; Fungi; Ascomycota; Leotiomycetes; Helotiales; Sclerotiniaceae
Product: putative nonsense-mediated mrna decay protein 3 protein
Exons: 2
Coding region: 1-1566 (521 amino acids)
Biological process (GO): ribosomal large subunit export from nucleus
Cellular component (GO): cytoplasm; nucleus
Molecular function (GO): ribosomal large subunit binding
Source: RefSeq, a predicted model, not a curated record
AUGUCUGCUAUGGAUGUUGACGACGCGCCGGUAUCUAUUGCCUCCAGAUUCCAGGCACAAGAACCAAAAACUGGUGCUACUAUUCUCUGCUGCAACUGUGGCGCUCCUAUCGAUGGAACGACUUCCGCCGGCGCUCUCUGCUAUGAUUGCGUAAAGCUUACCGUCGAUGUAUCGCAAGGUAUUCAAAGAGAAGCCACUGUACACUUCUGUCGAGAUUGCGAAAGAUGGUUGCUCCCACCUCAAACCUGGAUCCAAGCCUCCCUCGAAUCUCGAGAACUCCUUGCCCUUUGCUUAAAGAAACUUCGGGGUUUACACAAAGUUCGAAUCAUCGAUGCGAGUUUUAUCUGGACGGAACCUCAUUCUCGAAGAAUCAAGGUCAAGCUUACUAUACAAGAUUCGGUAUCGGAAGGCGUCGUCUUGCAACAAUCAUUCGAGGUCGAAUAUGUGGUUGCCUAUCAGCAAUGUCCCGAUUGUGCGAAAUCUUAUACCGCGAAUACAUGGAGAGCUUGUGUGCAAGUUAGACAAAAGGUUCCUCACAAGAGAACCUUUUUGUACCUCGAACAAUUGAUCUUGAAGCAUGGUGCACACAAGGAUACUAUUAACAUCAAGGAAGUCAAGGAUGGUUUAGAUUUUUUCUUCGCAGCACGAAAUUCGGCGGAAAAGUUUGUCGACUUCUUGAACUCGGUUGCCCCUAUUACAGCAAAGAAGUCUCAAGAACUUAUCUCCAUGGACAUUCACACAUCUACCAAAUCCUACAAGUUCUCCUUUUCUGUCGAGUUGGUACCAAUUUGUAAGGAUGAUUUGGUUGCGCUUCCAAUUAAGUUAGCAAAGUCAGCUGGAAACAUUUCCCCUCUUGGUCUUUGCUACCGAAUUGGUAAUUCUAUCAACAUCCUUGACCCACAAUCCCUUCAGACCGCGGAAAUCAGUUGCCCUAUAUACUGGCGUGCACCAUUCAAACCUUUGGCUGAUGUUCAGGAAUUGGUGGAAUUCAUCAUUAUGGACAUUGAGCCCUUGGGUCCUACAAAGGGACGAUGGGCUCUUGCUGAGGCCACCGUUGCUCGUGCAUCUGACCUCGGAUCAAAUGACAAAACCUUCUACACAAGAACACAUCUCGGAAAUGUUGUCCAUCCUGGAGACUCUGUCAUGGGAUAUAUGAUGACUGGUACUAAUUUCAACAACCCCCAAUACGACGCCCUCGAAGAAUCAAAUAACUACGCAUCGAAAAUUCCUGAUGUAAUGCUUGUCAAGAAAUUGUACGCAAGAAAGAAGAAGUCUAAGAACAGGAAUUGGCGUCUCAAGCGUAUGGGUAAAGAAGAAGGAGAAGUCUUACCCAGGAAGCAAGAUCAAGAAAAGAUGGAUAGAGAUUAUGAGAUGUUCUUACAGGAUGUUGAGGAGGAUCCUGAGCUCAGACAGACACUUGCUUUGUACAAGGCUCAACAAGCUCAGAAGGAAGCGGAUGCUAUGAGUGUGGCUGAGACGAGUGAUGGCGAAGAUGAGACACCAAAGAUUGAUAUGAAUGAGUUGCUAGACGAGUUUGAUGAACUCAACAUGAACGACCAACAAUGA